Messenger RNA from Solenopsis invicta (red fire ant), 2034 nucleotides. RefSeq names its product actin-like protein 6B (gene Bap55). The coding region runs from base 216 to 1538 and encodes 440 amino acids. Gene Ontology annotation, cellular component: NuA4 histone acetyltransferase complex; SWI/SNF complex. The transcript is spliced from 6 exons. Gene Ontology annotation, biological process: regulation of transcription by RNA polymerase II; nervous system development. Gene Ontology annotation, molecular function: chromatin binding. NCBI's taxonomy places the organism in Eukaryota, Metazoa, Arthropoda, Insecta, Hymenoptera, Formicidae. The record is from RefSeq and is a predicted model, not a curated record.
UCUAUGGUCCUAUAUCUAUGGUGCCGCUGUGUCAGACGGCGGUUUCGAAAGCGUCUCACUAGUUUGAGGCGUUUGAGGUUAUGAUUAUACGUAAGCCGCAAGGUCACAAAACUAAAUGUUCAUGUAGCUGUCAAAUAGACAGAAUAUUCUUGCCAUUUCAUUAAGUUUUUUCUCUAGAGAGAUUACAAAGAUUAGGAACCCAACAAUUUUCCAAUAUGUCUGGCGGUAUGCUGUAUGGUGGGGACGAGAUAGGAGCAUUAGUUUUUGACUUGGGUCAUCAUUCUUUGAGAGUUGGCUAUGCCCAGGAAGAUACUCCAAAGGCGGAGAUUCCGGCAGUCGUCGGAAUAGGCGAGGAUGCUAAUGGCACAGCCACUAAGGUCGAACCUAUGGACAUUGAUGAUAAAAAGCCUGACAGCAACAUCACACAAAAUGGGACCAAAUAUUACAUUGAUACCACAAUUCUUCAUGUUCCACGGAAGAACAUGGAAGUAGCGAGUUAUAUGAAAGAUGGAAUGAUUGAUGACUGGGAUCAUUUCGAGAAGGUAUUGGAUUACACGUAUUCAAAAAUAAUUCAAUCCGACGCCGAGUAUCACCCUGUACUAUUUUCCGAAUCGCCAUGGAAUGUACGCAGUAAACGAGAAAAAUUAACCGAAUUGAUGUUUGAGAAGUACAAUGUACCAGCUUAUUUUCUCGUGAAAAAUGCAGUUUUGGCUGCGUUUGCUAACGGUAGAGCAACUGGUAUCGUCGUUGAUAGUGGCGCUACUCAUACGUCUGCGGUGCCUGUACAAGAUGGAUUUGUAUUAACACAGGCCAUCGGUAAAUCACCUCUUGGUGGAGAUUACAUAAGUAUGCAAUGUAGACAGUUCUUGCAGGACAAUGAUAUCGACUUGUCACCUCCUUACAUGGUGGGCAGCAAGGAGGUAGUUAAAGAUCACGAUAAGCCACGGUGGGUUAAAAAGAAAGGUUUACCCGAAGUUACUAAGUCUUGGCAUAAUUACAUGGUGAGAAAGGUGAUUCAGGAUUUCCAAGCAACAGUUCUUCAGGUGUCGGAAACACCUUUCGAUGAGAAGAUUGUUUCUACAAUUCCCGCAGUUCAGUAUGAAUUUCCGACUGGAUAUCACCAGGACUUUGGAAGUGAAAGAUUUCGAAUACCAGAGGCGUUAUUUGACCCUAGUAUAGUUCAAAUGCCGCGAGGUAUGGUCGGCAAUACUAUGUUAGGCGUAGGGCAUAUUGUUACAACCAGUGUUGGCAUGUGCGACGUUGAUGUACGGCCGGCGUUAUAUGGAAGUGUUGUGGUAACGGGUGGCAACUCAUUUAUUCAGGGUUUUCCGGAACGUUUGAAUAGAGAUUUAUCUAUGAGAAUACCAUCUAGUAUGCGUCUUAAGUUGAUCAGUGCGAAUGGAUGCGCGGAAAGAAGAUUUGGAGCGUGGAUCGGCGGUUCGAUACUGGCCUCGAUUGGCACUUUCCAACAAAUGUGGAUCUCCAGUCAGGAAUAUGAAGAGAGCGGAAAGAGUCAAGUAGAAAGAAAAUGUCCUUAAACGUGUUAGCUCCUCGUAGCAUAUCGUUUCCAUCGUUUAAGUGUGCUAGUGUGUUUGUAUAAACAUCGCACAGAGAGUGAGUACAACUUUUGAAACAUGGAACUCUAUAUCCUAUGAUUAUUAUGUAUCAUUUAAUACAAGUUAUGAUGCAUAAAACACAUGAGACUAUAAAGCACUUUUUAAAAUAAAGUCUUUUUAUAAUGUUGUAUCAUGAUGACGGAGAUAUACUCGUGACAUUAUUGAAUUGAACAUUUGCUAGUAUACAUGGAUAAGCGUAUUCUGCCUGUAUAAAUACAUUACACGUUGUUCCAAGUUAUAUUAUAAGCAGAUAUGACAUAGGAAAAUUGAUCCCUAUUUAUUACUGUGCUAUACGUUAUUAUUGUGCUGCGUGCAUAAACGACGAAAUUUUGUAAAUUGUAAUAAGAUUUCUUUUAUAAAAAAACUCACAUGCCAUUACAGAUUGUGUUAUGGAAAUAAAUUUGUUUGUUGCCUUUUC